This is a messenger RNA of Clavispora lusitaniae ATCC 42720, 1665 nucleotides long. Its product is annotated as FMN-dependent alpha-hydroxy acid dehydrogenase. The record is from RefSeq and is a predicted model, not a curated record. Gene Ontology annotation, molecular function: heme binding; L-lactate dehydrogenase (cytochrome) activity. NCBI's taxonomy places the organism in Eukaryota, Fungi, Ascomycota, Pichiomycetes, Serinales, Metschnikowiaceae. Gene Ontology annotation, biological process: lactate metabolic process.
AUGUUUAGACUCAGUCGCCAUAGAUUUGCCCUCUUACUGAGAUCAAUCACUAAAAGAGGUCCCAACGCUCGCAGGCUGUUACUGACAAAUGUGCUUCACUCUAAGCCGUCGUCGAGCUUAGGAUAUGCCAUAAUUGGCUCAGCUGCGGCAGCUGCUCUCGUUUGGAAAUCUCUUAGUCCACUCGAGCUGGAAUCGGCCCCUAAAGGAGUCACCGCUGAAGAUGUGCGGAACCACAACUCGCUUGAGACAGGAAUCUGGGUUGCUAUCAAUGGCCAAGUUUACGAUUUGACCGAGUUUAUCAAGAGACAUCCAGGAGGACCUAAGAUCAUCCAAACUUAUGCGGGAAAGAAUGCACUGGCUAUUUUCAACAAGUACCAUGCCCCAGACUUUUUUGAAAAGUACUUAACCAAGGAAGAGUGUUUGGGUCCCCUUAUUGGCGAGAUGGAGGUUGCCGAAGAUAUCACGUCUAUGGAUGAUGACGAGAUAGAGGACAACAGAGAAAACAAACCUCCACUUUCUGAGGUUUUCCGUGUAUCAGAUUUUGAGUACAUUGCCAAAAAGACGUUAUCCCCUACAGCUUGGUGCUACUACUCCAGCGGUGCGGAUGACGAAAUCACUUUAAGAGAGAACCACGUUGCCUUUUCACGUAUCUUCUUCAAGCCUCGCGUGCUCGUGGAAUUGAAAGACGUCGAUAUGUCCACUACAAUGUUAGGUCAGAAAUGUUCGGUACCUCUCUACUGCUCCGCCGCUGCCCAAGCCAAGUUGGGUCAUCCAGAUGGAGAACUCUCCAUUGCACGUGGAUGCGGUAAGGAAGGCGUUAUUCAAAUGAUCUCCAACUCUGCAUCUUACCCUUUGAAAGACAUUGCUGAAGCUGCAAUCAAGGGCCAAACCCAAUGGUUCCAAUUGUACUUGAGCAACGAACUGGCGGCCGUGAAUGCGGUCAAGGCAGUGAAAGAGCUCGGGUUAAAGGCCAUUUUUGUUACCGUAGACACACCGGAGUUGGGCCGCAGAGAAAAAGACAUGAAGCUUAGAGCCCAGAUUGAGGCCCGUGCAGGACCAGUCGAUAAUGAUGACGGUGCCAAAGACCUUGGAACAUCUGUUCCGUAUGGUGCAAACCUUGCAGUAACAUGGAAAGACAUUGACGACAUCAGGGCCAUGAGCAGUGUCCCAGUUGCGGUCAAGGGUGUUCAGAGCGUGGAAGAUAUCAUACUAGCUGCAGAAAAGGGCAUCCCAGCCGUAGUGUUAUCCAACCAUGGUGGUCGGCAACUUGAUUUUUCCAGAGCUCCGAUAGAAGUUUUGGCUGAUGCUAUGCCCGUAUUGAAGGAAAAGGGUUUAGACGAUAAGAUCGAGAUUUAUGUCGAUGGAGGUGUCAGACGUGGAUCUGAUGUGAUCAAGGCACUCUGCUUGGGUGCGAAAGGUGUAGGAUUAGGAAGAAUUUUCUUGUACGCCAAUUCCGCGUACGGGGAAGACGGUGUCCGCAAAGCUAUCCAGCUUUUGAAAGAUGAAAUUAGAAUCGACAUGCGGUUGUUGGGAGUGUCGACAAUCGACGAGCUUGGUCCUCAUCUUUUGGAUUUGCGCAAUUUGUACGCUAGACAAUCGCCACUUGACAGCGUGUACAACUCCAACUAUGAGCCAUUGAGCCCACCAAAAUUUAGAAACGAGUGA